AGAAAAUAUACUAACCGAUUCCAUGUGCUCCGUUUCGCCAGCUGCUGCGCCUCUUCCCCUGAUUAAUCAGUCUAAUUAAUCCCCCUCGGUUCAAUCGAAGUCUCAUCGACCUCCUAAGCAAACAACGAGCUCAGCACAAUCACCCCCGCCCAAGAAGCCAAAGGAGGAAGCAGGCGGCGGCGGCAGCAGCAAUAGCAGCUAGAGAGAGAGAGAGAGAGACGGGAAAGGAGAGGGAUCCCUGAAUGGCGAUGGGCGACGCGAAGCCGUCGGUGCAAAUCCCGAUGCCCAGCCGCGACCGGGACCUGCUCGUGCCGCCCGCCGCCGUCGCCACCCACGCGUCCCCGUCCGCCCGCGCCGGCGCCGACUCCGACGACGACGAGACCAAGCCCUCCUCCGCCUCCGCCGCCGCCGCCGCCGCGCAGACCGGCCGCGAGGCGUUCCAUAAGGUUGUGCAUAGCUGGGCGUCCAAGAAGUUCAUGACCGGAUGUGUAAUCCUCUUCCCAAUUGCAGUCACAUUCUAUGUGACAUGGUGGUUCUUUUGCUUUGUGGAUGGGUUUUUCUCUCCAAUAUAUGCUCAUCUGGGAAUCAAUAUAUUUGGACUUGGUUUUGUAACUUCGAUAUCAUUCAUUUUUGUGGUUGGAGUGUUCAUGUCAUCUUGGUUGGGGGCGUCUAUUCUUGGUCUUGGAGAGUGGUUUAUAAAGCGAAUGCCAUUUGUUCGCCACAUUUACAAUGCUUCUAAGCAAAUCAGUGCUGCCAUUUCGCCUGAUCAAAACAAGCAUGCAUUCAAGGAAGUGGUCAUCAUUAGGCACCCUAGAAUUGGUGAAUAUGCAUUUGGAUUUAUCACUUCAGAAGUUCUCCUUCAGGGUUAUUCCAGUGAAGAACAGAUGUGCUGUGUUUAUGUUCCGACCAAUCAUCUCUAUAUUGGUGACAUAUUUUUGGUCAACUCAAGUGAUGUGAUUAGACCAAACUUAUCUGUUCGCGAAGGCAUUGAGAUUGUUGUCUCAGGGGGCAUGUCAAUGCCUCAAUUUUUAUCUAUUCUGGAAACCGAGCCGAACCAGUUGACCAGGAUCAGAUCUACUCGAAGCUGAGAUAGCUCUCGCAUGCUAGAUUUCAUUUGUAAUUCUGUGUUUUGAGCCCUUGCUUGUUUCUGUAAGUACAAGAGUAGGAUCUGAUAGAAUGUACAGUUCUCAUGGGUGGAAUGCAAAGUCUGCCUGUAGACGCAGCAUUUACUCACCUGGGUGUGCAUGUGUGUGGGUGCUCGCUUCUAUGGUAGUCUCAGAUCCUUCAGUAAUCUAACUUAGCAGCCGCAUUAGAAGCAGAGUUGACCUGUAUUGAGAUGUCAGGUUUGGCCGUGGAGGAAUUUCUUGUUAGGCCUGUUUGGGUGGUAGGAUUUGGAUUCAAUUUUUUAUUGUCUAGUUCGAACUCCA
Messenger RNA from Phragmites australis (common reed), 1427 nucleotides. Its product is annotated as protein LIKE COV 1-like. Bases 243 to 1088 code for a protein of 281 amino acids. Gene Ontology annotation, cellular component: Golgi apparatus. Lineage: Eukaryota; Viridiplantae; Streptophyta; Magnoliopsida; Poales; Poaceae. The record is from RefSeq and is a predicted model, not a curated record. The transcript has 7 exons.